This is a messenger RNA of Botrytis sinoallii, 984 nucleotides long. RefSeq lists its product as uncharacterized. Lineage: Eukaryota; Fungi; Ascomycota; Leotiomycetes; Helotiales; Sclerotiniaceae. The transcript is spliced from 5 exons. The coding region runs from base 1 to 984 and encodes 327 amino acids. The record is from RefSeq and is a predicted model, not a curated record.
AUGUCUAUCACGUCGUUCUUGAUGCUCAUGCUCCCUGCGGCAAGCAAUGCUCUGUAUAAUUUCACUCCAGAGAAUGCGUCAACCUUUUAUGAUGCGGAACUACCAACCCAAUAUUCCUUGCCCGAAUCUCAGCUUGUCACAUCUUCCGUUAAUUCAUUCUGGUCCACUCACUUCUUGACCUCGGCCAACUCGACCGAGUACGUUCUCUUGUCGCAGGGCUUCGUACUUCCCUCCGGCACUGUUAUAAAUAACUCAACGAACAAGAACGGAAAACUCAGCAUCAAAGCACCUGGCUUUGAGUUUUCGAGCAACUCUAAUGAUAGUAAUUCCACCAUGGUCUCGAGUGAUUCGACUGAUCACUAUGAGUAUAACCUUACCGCGAAAGCAACAACUCGGGUCCUUCUGAAUGCUGGAACGGGUUACUUCUCAUGGGGAAACGGCAAAAACUUCGCAGUGGUCUCUUCCGAGCUGCCAGACUUCAGGCACGUUGACUCUAGGCGACCAGAUCCUCCAGGUCGACGAGGAACGCUCGAUGACCUGGUACGAUCGUCAGAAGUCAAGGCCAGCAUUUGGCUCUCCGACAAUGAGGACCCAGCACAGCAUUUACAAUUUGCAACAGUUCGUACCGACCACGGUUUGGAAAUAGUCCGCUUCAACGUAACAAUCGAGCCGGAGAACACGUGGACCUCUUCGAAGUCCAAUUACACCUACCAAACAAGAUGGUUCCUGACAUCAAGAGCGUCCGUAACGACCAAGAUUUACGCAGAGAACUCGAUCUUCUCAUCAUCACCCUUUACAACUGUAAAGGGACGGUUCUUUGGUCAGGAGGACUGGCUUCGCUCUUCUGGAUAUCUCGCCUCCAACAAGCUUACAAGGGGGCAAUGCCGUAUUCUAAACAACAAAAUGAUGGGAACUGUCCAAGGCCCUGGGUUCGAGGCUUGUAUUAACAUCAAGGAAGUGUACAUAAAUGAAUUUUUGUAUUAA